CACACUCUCAAACAGAUACAGUUUCACCACAUCGUCACUCGUUGCAACAUCACCACCACUCGCUCCAAUACACACAACUCCAACUUCAACUUCAAGAUGAAGAAGUUCUUGCUCAUCGCCCUCUCAGCCACCGGUGUUCUCGCCGUUCAAUACUCCCCCAGCUUUCCCCUCCUCGCUGUCCGUCAAGUCGUAGAGGUUCCCUGCGCCGACCAGAACCUCAAGGACUGCGGCACCGGCUGUAUCCAACUCGACUGGACAUGCUGCCCCAGCCGUGCAGGCGGAUGUCCUCCUACAGCUUACUGCGAAGUUGGAACGAACCAGCAGUACGGAUGCUGUCCUAACGGCAGUAUCUGCAAUGGCGAGGGCGGUGGUACUACUCGUGCCGAUACGACUACUAUUGUUCAGGGCGGAGGCGGCGCGGAGACCCAGUCUCCUAUCUUGGAGGGAUCAUCGACUGCUGUUAUUGUUCCUCCUCCCGUUGAUACUGCCACCAUUCCUCCUGUUGUUCCAAGCCCUGUUGCGCCGGUUCCUGUCCCUGGAACGCCUUAUCCUACACCCAGCACGGUUAUCGUCAAUGAAGGAUCGUCGAAGAAGCUCAGUUUGGUUGGCAUUUUGGCUGGUAUCGCUGCGCUCAUCUUUUGAGCGCAGCGACGUUUCCAUUGUCGCGAGAUUGGAAUAGACUGCUUGCUAGAUUGGAGUGAUGGCUUGAGAUGGAUGGACAUCGUUGGAGGACUGGACAAACAGUUUUGGUAGAUGAGCUUUGACACACUUGUGUCCAAUGGAAUGUAAUUACUUUCGAUCAAUUGAGAAAUAUUGAUGUACUGGCCGA
This is a messenger RNA of Fusarium odoratissimum NRRL 54006, 829 nucleotides long. RefSeq lists its product as uncharacterized. The transcript has a single exon. Bases 97 to 642 code for a protein of 181 amino acids. The record is from RefSeq and is a predicted model, not a curated record. Lineage: Eukaryota; Fungi; Ascomycota; Sordariomycetes; Hypocreales; Nectriaceae.